This is a messenger RNA of Syngnathoides biaculeatus (alligator pipefish), 7810 nucleotides long. RefSeq names its product oxysterol binding protein-like 8 (gene osbpl8). The transcript is spliced from 26 exons. The record is from RefSeq and is a predicted model, not a curated record. Gene Ontology annotation, cellular component: intracellular membrane-bounded organelle; membrane; cytosol. NCBI's taxonomy places the organism in Eukaryota, Metazoa, Chordata, Actinopteri, Syngnathiformes, Syngnathidae. The coding region runs from base 452 to 3238 and encodes 928 amino acids. Gene Ontology annotation, molecular function: cholesterol binding.
CUUGCCUUGAGAACGUGAAUUUGACACAUCCGAAUCUGUGGAGAAGCAGUUUACAGAUUGUCUUAUGUCUAAAUCAGUGCUUGAACAGUUGUGUGUAUUUGUUUACCACACGUUUCAUAACAUGGGGACAAAAACGGGCCGCGGCGGGCAGAAGAGUAAUUAAGACGCUCGCGUCUCAAUAAUAAACGUCUGCUAAUAGUUAGCACGCGUCAGCCAAACCCUUCCCCGAAGAGGACUACAAGCAUAUUAACAAGUCAUCAUUUUCCUCCUCUCAUCACGGGGCUCUGUAUCUAUCCCUUGCAAAUAACGGGGGUUCGCUCCAUUGCAGAACCGGGACCUCGUCAUCAAAAGGGUCAGUGUUGUGAACAUUAUGGUGCUGUCUGCUGGCUGAGCUGCACGAGAUAUGCACUUAUCUGAGCAACGCUGACAGCCCCCCCGGCUCAGCUCGAACAUGACCAUGAAGUCUUCGCCCGAGUCCCAACAGGAGACCGAGACCACUUUGCACCCUGCAGAGUUGAGAGAGAUCCAUGCCACCUCUGCAGCAUCCGUAGUGUCCGGUGAUGACGCCACCGUCUUUCUGACGCCAGGCAGGAUGAGCCAGCGGCAGGUGAAGGAACGGGACAAGGAGAAAGACAAGGACAAGGACAAGGACAAGGAGGCGGGCCUCCAAACCCCCAGCCGGGAACAUAUCGCCUCUCCCUCCUCGCUCAGCUCGGGCGUCAGCUACAGCCACGGUUUCGAGAGAGGGAAGGAGGACGUUUUGUCGCUGCCUUUGAAAGAGGAUUCGCUUUCCAUAUCCAAGAGCAAGUCGGAAACCAAGCUGUACAAUGGCUCCGACAAGGACGUGUCGGCAUCCGGAGGCAAGCUCACCAAGAAGGAGUCCCUCAAGGUACAAAAGAAGAAUUACAGGGAAGAGAAGAAGAGGGCCACAAAAGAGCUGCUCAGCACCAUCACCGACCCUUCCGUCAUUGUCAUGGCCGACUGGCUGAAGAUCCGCGGGACCCUGAAGAGCUGGACCAAGCUGUGGUGUGUUCUGAAGCCGGGCGUGCUGCUCAUUUACAAGACUCACAAGAACGGCCAGUGGGUGGGCACGGUGCUGCUCAACGCCUGCGAGCUCAUCGAGAGACCCUCCAAGAAGGACGGCUUCUGCUUCAAGCUCUUUCACCCCCUCGAGCAGUCCAUCUGGGCCGUCAAGGGCCCCAAAGGGGAAGCGGUGGGCUCCAUCACUCAGCCGUUACCCAGCAGUCACCUCAUCUUCCGUGCGGCGUCCGAGUCUGAUGGUCGCUGCUGGAUGGAUGCCUUGGAGCUGGCCUUAAAGUGCUCCAGCUUGCUCAAAAGAACCAUGAUCCGCGAGGGGAAGGAAGACAUGAGCACAGUGGCCUCUGGCGGAGAACAUUCCCUCAACUUCUACAGCCUCCUGCGUGCCCACAACAUGCAUGGAUUCCAGUUCAACGAUAGCGACCAUUUGAAAGACCCGGACCUCUACUCCGAUAAGUCCGACCGGGAGGGCGAGCCGGACCACGAGGAGUCGGACCCGGAAGGCCUGGAGAAGAGCGAGGAGAGCGACAGCGACACGUCGGAGCGCCAGGACGACUCGUACGUAGACAUGGACCCCAACGAGCACGUGCGGGAAACGUCCUACAUCGAGCAGUCCCACGAAGAACUGGGCGAGGCAGGCGAGGCUGCCCAGACCGAAACGGUCUCAGAGGAGAACAAAUCCCUGAUCUGGACUCUUCUGAAGCAAGUGCGACCGGGUAUGGAUCUGUCCAAAGUGGUCCUGCCCACGUUUAUCCUGGAGCCGCGGUCCUUCCUGGACAAACUGUCCGACUAUUACUACCAUGCGGACUUCCUGUCUGAGGCUGCGGUGGAGGAGAACGCUUACAACCGGAUGAAGAAAGUCGUCAAGUGGUACAUCUCCGGGUUCUACAAAAAGCCAAAGGGCUUGAAGAAGCCUUACAACCCCAUUAUCGGCGAGACCUACCGCUGUAUGUGGCUGCACCAAGAGACCACCAGCAAGACUUUUUACAUUGCAGAACAGGUAUCUCACCAUCCCCCCGUGUCCGCAUUUUACGUCAGCAACAGGAAGGACGGAUUCUGCCUCAGCGGCAGCAUCCUUGCCAAGUCCAAGUUCUAUGGGAACUCCUUAUCAGCCAUAUUAGACGGCGAAGCUCGACUUACUUUCCUAAACCGGGGCGAGGACUACGUGAUGAACAUGCCCUACGCUCACUGCAAAGGCAUUCUCUAUGGCACCAUGACUCUGGAGCUGGGUGGUCAGAUCACCAUUUCGUGUGAGAAGACAGGCUACAGUUCUCAGCUGGAGUUCAGACUUAAGCCGUUCCUGGGAAGCAGCGACAGUGUCAACCAGAUCUCCGGAAAGAUCAAGCUGGGGAAGGAAGUUCUGGCGACUCUCGAGGGCCACUGGGACAGCGAGAUCUUCAUCAACGACAAGAAGACGGGAACAGUGGACACUUUCUGGAACCCAACACCGGACCUGAGGCAGAGCCGACUCACCCGCUGCACCGUCCCACCCGAGGAGCAGGGGGAGUUCGAAUCAGAAAGGCUGUGGCAGCACGUGACGAGGGCCAUCAACAACAAGGACCAGACGGAGGCCACCAACGAGAAGUUCAUCCUGGAGGAAAGCCAGAGGAAGUCGGCGCGGGAGAGGAAAGCCAAGUGCGAGGAGUGGAACCCCACCCUGUUCGAGCAGGACCUCAUCACUGGAGAGUGGCAUUAUAAAUAUGCUGACACAAGGCCGUGGGACCCCCUCAAUGACCUGAUCCAGUUUGAAAAAGACGGUUGUAUCCAGACCAAGGUCCGACACCGCACCCCCAUGGUACGUUCUGGCAGUCUUAUUAGUCUGAGUAACCAGGGGUCGCGGAGGGACAAUUGCAAGUGCCAGGUCACGGUGCCAAAGAGGAAACACAAGAGCGACAAGCCUAAAAGCCCAGAGAGUGGCUGCUCUUCGCCAGAACUCGACCGCCAGGACUCCUCCGGAAGCGAACGACACAAGAGCAAACACAGCAGCCGUUUGCGCAAGAAGGGCGCAGAACUCAGUGAACUUCAAAGUGCCAUUGAAUCCAUAAAGCAGACGCAGCAGGACAUAAACAGGAGCAUCAGUGCAUUGCGGAGUCGCACGGCAGGCCGGGCGGAGGGCACCUCCUUCUUGCAGCAGCGCGACUACGUCGUCAUCGUGGCCCUCAUCGUCCUGCAGGUGGUCAUCAACUACGUCUUCAAGUAGCAGCCAUAGCGGAAGGACUUCACCACAAACGCACUCCAGUGUCGGUAACUUCUUCCCCACCCCGGCAUCAUCCUCGACUGUACUUUCCGUCCCAAAAUCGGAAGACUUGAAAUAUGUAUUUUAUUCCAAAAUUCACGUCUUUGUAGCCCGGAAGCCGAGCCGCCCGAAACCGCGAGACUUGUGUUUUGCUUCCGAGUCGAUUGCGAAAUGUUAGACGGAGACGUGAAUUUGAAAGGGACUCUUGUGGGAAAAGAGCGCAGUCAUUUUAUUUUUUAAUGUGAAUGUAAGACUGCUCGUUAAUACACAUUUCAUUCACCCUCUUUUUUAAAAAAACAGGGGACCUAUUUCAAUUAUGAGCCAUGACUACUACUCCUAAUAAUGAAAGGAUGCUUCAUGCCUAUAUCUUUUGUUUUUUUUUUGCUGGUUUUCAUGGUGGUCCAAUCACUAAUAAUUUUCGUUUGUGGCUCGGUAUUUGACUCGUAAACGUUCAUACAGAGUGAAAAAAAAAUUGAUAAGUAAUGUACAGGCAGAAAAGUGCGGUGGGCACACAUUGCAACUUUGUACAGUAUUUCGUCUUCUGCACAAGCGCACUGGAAACGACACUCGCUCCCGAGAACUUAUUUAUUAUUCUUAAAACGACUUCAAACCACAGUGAUCACUGCCCAAACUUUUGUUUUUAUUUUCUUUUUGACUGAAUCGACCAAGACAUUUUGAAGUGUUCUUAAUAUUCACAAGUUAUGACGUGAAGCGAAAACAUCUGGGACUCCAUCCGAACAACUGCCUUUCCUGGAUUUAAUAAUGAUAUGAAUGAAACAUUCCUCAUUUGUACACAUUUUGCAUACUUUUUACAAUAUGAGCGGGCUGUUGCUUGUUUAUUUUAUCAUAGUGUAGCUUAGCUUAGCUCAUCUUAGUUUACAUGAAAAACCAGGGAAGAUACGAGGCGCAAUAUAACUUUUUAUUUUAAACGAUAGAAAAAUAAAUUAAUUAUUUUGUACUUGUAUGCAAGAGUUUAGCAGCACUUGAAUUCAGAAAGUGAUGUAACAAAUAAUUUCCUUUCUGGGAUCAAUAGCAAGUCAACGUUUUUUUUUUUUUUUUUUUUUUAGGGUGGGGCGGCUAUAAAACUGUAUAAAUUGGUGUAAAUUUUACUGAAAAUCUCAUAUCCGUAACGUCAGUGUGAGCAACAUUAAACGGUCAUCUUAUUUGGCGUCGCUCAGCCUAGCUUUUUUUCUAGCUUAGCUUAGCUAUACCUAGCUUAGUUUGAAGAGUUAGUUUUAGCAGGUAAAACACUGGUGUCAAACUCAAGGCCCGGGGGCCAGAUCCGGCCCGCCACAUGAUUUUAUGUGGCCCGCGAAGGCAAAUUGUCAGUGUCAAAAUCGUGAUUCUUUGGAAAAUAUGUCCCAACAUUUCAAAUAGUCAUAUAUCAUAAAUGGUAAUGUUGAGAUAUUAUCAGCAUUUUUGUGUUGCCAAACAUGAACAAUGGUUGAAAAAUCCCUUUACACUUGAUUUCUUGAUUCCAAAACUAGUUCAUAAAUUUCAUGUGUUAAUAUGACGAGGCGAUUCAGGAUUUCUAUGGUUUCACGAUAACGGAGGGAAAUCGUAACAACAAUGUGGCCCGCGACAGAAAUGAGUUUUGACACCCCUGAUAAAAUGUUGCUUUUUCUCUAGAAUUUACAUUACAAUAAUACCAUUUCUUAAAUCUGUAUGUCAGUAUAUCUGUUCAAUUUGUCUUAGAUUCACUUCUUUUAGCUUGUAUUAGUGAGGCCUAGCCUAAAAUGUGACUACAUUUAUCAAGUAAUGCUAAUUUAGUAUGCGAACGUAGCUUAGCCUUGCUUUGCGUCUUUUAUCUUAAAAUGCUGGCGCUAACUUAUUGCCCUGAGCUCCACCUACUGCCUCUUAAGGCCUUUUCACACUGCAUUUGCAUUUUCUUGGCGUUCCUCACAGAGCAGUACGCAAGGACGGGCCCCCCCCCCCGGUGCAAGUUUGCCUAUAUUUAGAAGUGCUUGCGUAGCGGCCAACCAGGAGUUUAGCAGUCUAAAAAUCGCUUCCCUUCUCCUAUGGAAUGCAUCAGAAGUUUUGGCUUCGGGUAGCAGCAAACAACCCACCUCGGGCGGCGCAACGCUACAUGCCAUUCUACCACCGCACCCUUGCAGCACAUAGACAACGAAUGGGUGAGUUGACAGACAGCAUGCUGUGCUUUGCUCAGUGCAGUGUGAAAACGCCUUUAGUGUGAAAACAAAGAUACAAUUUUAGGGCGGUAAAAUUGUCCUAAAAACUUUUAAAAAAUGAUCACAAUGAGGAGUCAUACUGACGUUCCAAUAUAGCGAUCCUUUUCAAGACUAGAAAAGAUGGAGACCAGCUAGCAGCCAAUUAGCAUCAAAACGUGAGCUCCUCAAUUUAGCGAUCCUUUUCAAGAUGGAGACCAGCUAGCAGACAAUUAGCUUCAAAUGUUAAAUUUUGAAAAGUACAAAUUUCUGAGGCAGGGCAUCGCUUCCAGUGCUAUUGUGCCGCAGUGAUCUCUAGAAUAGACGCUUUCAAGUAGCGGGAGGACGUAGAAACUUUUUACUAGUUAGUAGAAUAGCCUUAUUAAACAAACAAGAGAAAAUCAUUCCAAGCUUCCGUAAGUAGGGGCUCGUUUUCAGUGUGUAGACAAUUAGUGUCCUCUCUUCACUGUGUAUAUAACCCAAGAGGAUUUCCUCGCAACGAGAAUAUAUUUUGUACGCAUCGCAACGUGUCCAAAGGGUGUCAAAAUAUCACAUACGAGGCUGGGUUUACGCUACUCGUCAUGGCAACAACAACAAAAAAGCAUAAGGAGCUACAGUGAAUUGAUCAUGAUUGAUUGUUUGAUUAUUAUAAGGGAAAAAAUGAAAUACAGUUGGGUUUUUUUUAAUAUUAUUAAAAAAAAAAUCCUUUUUGGGGGAGGAUAGUGUCAUUUCAGUCCCAUUCAUUUCAAUAGGGAAAGAUGAUUUGGGGGUUUUAAUUUAGGAGCGUUGAUACGAGCUGUUCGGUCCCAGUACGACCGCUGUCAAGUCUUUGGUCCGCAUUGCCGGCAAUAAGGUGGACUCGUUUCCAGUGAGAGUUGAACUCCGCCAAGGCUGCCCUCUGUCACCGAUUUUGUUCAUAAUUUUUAUGGACAGAAUUUCUGGUGUCCGGUUUGGUGGCCUCAGCAUCGCAUCUCUGCUCUUUGCGGACGACGCGAUUCUGUCGGCUUCAUCAAGCCGUGAUCUCCGGCUCUCACUGGAGCGAUUCGCAACCGAGUGUGAAGCGGCUGGGAUGAGAAUCAGCACCUCCAAAUCCGAGGCUACGGUCCUCGGUCGGAAAAAGGGGGCCCUCUCCGGGUCGGGUUAUGAGAUCCUUCCCCAAGUGGAAGAGUUCAAGUAUCUUGGGGUCUUGUCCACGAGCAGUGUCGGGGUUCUCACUGAGAGAUAGGGUGAGAAGCUCGGUCAUCCGGGAGGGGCUCAGUGUCGAGCCGCUGCUCCUCCGCAUUGAGAGGAGCCAGAUGAGGUGGCUGGGGCAUCUGAUCCGGAUGCUUCCCGGACACCUCCCACCGGAAAGAGACCCCGGUGACGACCCAGGACACGCUGGAGAGACUACGUCUCUCGGGUGGCUCGGGAACGCCUCGGGAUCCCUCCAGAAGAGCUGGAAGAAGCGGCUGGGGAAAGGGAAGUCUUGGUAUUCCUUGUGAAGCUACUUACCCCAUGACCUGAUCCGGAAAAGCGGUAGAAAACGGAUGGAUGAAAGUUAGGAGCGUGGUCGCAGAACGAUUCAAGUGCAUUUUAUACUCAUUGGAUCGGACCUGCAAGCGUAAAUUCAGCCUUAGCUCAUCCUGGUUCUAAUCUCUUAAUGUACCACAGGAGGACGGAAUAGUUUGUCAUGACGAAGUAAAAGCCUCGUCCACGUUUACAUAUCCCGUUGCCUCCGCCGUCAGCAGACUGUUAAGCGACGAUGACCAAAAGAAACCAACAAAAAAAGAUUGGGAGCAUCGUUGGGAAGGGGCCGCGUGUGUACCCGUAACGUCGUCGUUGUCGUGCGUCCUCAUUGCCUCGCUGUUCGAAUGUGGAGAAAUACCAGUGCCUUUUUUUAUAAAGGAUAACGCCAGAACGGGGUCGUUGUUGUCGGAAUAAACGGGGGGAGUCGCCGCCGCCGUCGUCGUGUUGCAGAGCGGACGUGCCAUACAAAGCCUUAGUGACGAACUGACUCUGCGGAACACCUUGCCCCGGACGGGGGUCAUCAUAGUAACGUACUCGCAGGUGUCGAGACACUGAUCCCUGAGUGACGCCGCUCUUUGUCAUCACCGUGUCUCGGAGCGUUUUAUUAUAUUAUUUGUAUGUUUUCCUGCUUAGACCGCUGAUUUUACGCUUCAUUUUUUUUGUUUGUUUUAUUCCACGUCCUCAUCAACUGUAAUCACGUCGCUCCGUCAAGUUAACCCCCCCCCCACCCCACCCCCACAACACUUGUGUACUUAAUGUGUGCAUCGACUGUAUCCUCAAGGCACUGAUAAUACCAUCCUGAAACGUUUAUGGUUCAAUGUAAUAUACCACAAAAUAAUAAUAAUAAUAAAUCAUAUUAAUGACA